Messenger RNA from Neospora caninum, 1797 nucleotides. RefSeq lists its product as hypothetical. Lineage: Eukaryota; Apicomplexa; Conoidasida; Eucoccidiorida; Sarcocystidae. The transcript has a single exon. The coding region runs from base 1 to 1797 and encodes 598 amino acids. The record is from RefSeq and is a predicted model, not a curated record.
AUGCGUUCCGCUCCCUCUCUCUCCCCCUCUGCUAGCUCGGACGUCGCGUUUUGCCGAGCUGACGUCGGUCCCCCGUGGCCGGAUCCCGGCGCGGAUGCGCGGCAGGAAACCGAGACUGCGUCUGUUUCUGGGGCGGCUUCCGCGGACUCCCAGGCCGCCUGUUGGAGGGCGAUGCCAGCAAAAAGUGAAUGGCCCAGCGGUGACGCCCCGGGUCACCGCGCGCCUGCUGGAGCCGAUCCACCGCCGCCAUGCAGCGGGCGCGGAGACACGAGUCUGCCUCCAUCUGCAGACAACGCGGAACACCCGGCGGGCGUCAAGGCUGAAGCCUCUGAGGCCACCGUCGGGCAGUGCGGAGCCCAGCGACCUGGCGGUGAACGCGUCGCGGGAUCAGACGAGAUGGGGGAAGGAACGCCGUCUCGGGACGAAGGGUUGUGCACAGAGAGGCGCUCGAGCCUCCCGGGUUCUGCAGAAGGGAGGAACUGUAGAACUGUCGCCCCCGCCAGAGGUCCAGGCGGCGGGGGCAAGAAGGAGGAGGCAACGGGGUGCGAACCGAGGUUCGAAGCAGCCGGGAGGCAGGCGAAAGACGGGGACGACCGCCCGAACGGCGUGUCUGGAGCGGCAAAACGAUGCAGAGGUGACAGGGACGACUCGGGAAGGGGCGACCGGGAGGCGACAACUGUCGGAGACUGCUGCAGUCUCUGCGGACUGCCUCGAACAGCUGAAGGUGGGCAAGCGCCUUCCAAGGACGCGUCGGGUACCAAUGGGGACAAGCAGCGGGGCCAGGCAGCGAGUGCGGCCGAUGGCGAAGACGACGAGACGUGGGUUUGUGGCGCCUGUCUUCGAUGCGCAGAAGAAGACGCCAAGACAGAAGAGGCUCUGUGGCAAACAGAGCAGGACCGAAGCGGAGAACCGCAUCCACAGCGGCCGGUCGCCAGUGUAGAGACGCCCAAGGAGGAAGCAGCGAAAGGGACCGCGGGGGCGGGGUCUGCGGCUCAGGAUGUGCCCGCCGUUGGAACGGUGCGAACGGGGCCGGGGCAUGCGCCUGGCCGAUCGGCAGGAAGUGGGGAGACAGGCGCGCGAGGAUGUUCCGACGCGGAGCCUGCCGUGUCGGCCGCGAGCGGGACUGGCCCGAAGCGCCGAGACGCUGUGCCGACAGGCAGCGGGGGCAACGCGGCGUGUGGCGGGCGAGACAGGGCGGGGGCCGCUCUGCCUGCAGUGCCGGUUCCGGUGUCUAACCCAGCCAAGUGUUUCGACGAAGGGACGACUCGAAGCACAACGGUUCACAUCGGGCCGAACCACCAAGUUCCGGCUCUGCCCGCGUUUUUCCUCGACAGCAGCUGCUGGCCGCGGCCGCCCAUGGACACAGGCCUGGACCCGAGCCUAACUGCGCGCCUGGUGUAUUCGCCGUCUGCGCUGGAGCGAAUCAAGUUGAGGCGCGAACAAGAAGGGAGACAGGAUCGGGCCAUCAGCUCCGACGCCGACAUGACGGCCUUCGUGAAGGCCUGCUCGCAGAACUGGAAGACGCGGCCGGGGUGGCAGCCCUUCAGCCCGGAGUUCGCGUACAAGAUUCUCCACUACGCGGGGUACGAUCCAGUGCGUGCGUUGCAGGUCAUGAACGAUCCUCAGUUCAGCUUCCGAGACGUGUGUGAUCCCCCGCUGCGCAAAUACGACAACAAGUGGAAACCGAAAGACCGGCGAGGCCUGAUCGCAGCAACGCCGUAUCCGCCUCCCAUAUCCGCCAGAGGCUCGUUGGCCCGGAGGCACCACCGGGAGGUUUCCGGGUACUCGCUACGCUAA